Molecule: messenger RNA, 957 nt
Organism: Beta vulgaris subsp. vulgaris (sugar beet)
Lineage: Eukaryota; Viridiplantae; Streptophyta; Magnoliopsida; Caryophyllales; Amaranthaceae
Exons: 3
Coding region: 41-829 (262 amino acids)
Source: RefSeq, a predicted model, not a curated record
AAUUUUAAUCAACACGCAAAAACAAAGAGAGAGAAAGAGAAUGGAGAUUGUGAGUCCAGUUGCUGACCAGUUUCAUCACCACCAUCAUCAGCAGAUGCAAAAAACAGAGCAAAUUACGAAUUGUAAGACCAGAGAAAAGAAGUGUUUCUCUCUUGAGAACUACCUUGCUUUCCUUCACUCCCGCGAUUACGCCGAUUUUACCGUCGAUCAUCUCAACCUGAUAGUUUCAAUCCACGGUUUUAAGAAGCUCGGACAACGGAAGUUAGCUGAGGAAGCAGUGAGAGCAAUUGAGCCAAUCAAUCCAGCGCGAUCAACACUGAACGACGAUAUUUCAUCAACAGCAAAAUCAACCGUCAAAAUCGACGAAGUAAUCAAGGAUCUAAAAGCUCUCAACUGGCAAGAAUGCUCCGUCACAUCCUUCAGAUCAAUCAAACCAGAAAACGACGAUAUUGUCUCUGUUCCUUCCAGUACAACAGCUAAAAAAUCGAAGUAUCUGAAGGCAAAAAAGAAACCUAAGUCAGCAUCACCAAUGAGCUCCAACAGUGGCGGUGGAUGUGGUCCGAGCAACAGCGGCAGUUCUGCCACUUAUAUUCGCAGUGGUCCGAUCAACAGUUCUGCCGUUUAUGUUCCUAUCUUUGGUUUGCCAGUCCCAACAACCAGCAAAUCUGUUCGUAAUUCAAUAAAGAGGCAGAAGGUAUCAUCGUUGACGACUAGCUCCGGCGCUGCUCCUGGUCCAAGCAACAGCAGCAGUUCUGGUGGUUGUUUGUCCUCUUCGUUGGUGAAUGGGUGGUCAAAGAAAGACAAAGCUCAAUGCCGAAGUCAAGUCUAGCGCCUUCUCAAAGUCAGCUGUGCUCAGAUUAUACUAGUAAGAGGUUUACUGAUUUUCGCUAUCUUCAAAAUAAGCCAUCAAGAAGUGUUGCUUCUUUGAAUUUCAAUUAAAGCUGUGUUUUACUUUUA